AUGCAUACAAAUCAACAUAUUCCAUCAUCAUCAUUGGAAGAUUUUCGUCAAACGAUUCACACAGUUCUUCAAUAUCGUUUGAAGCAACAAGUACUCCUUGUCCAUCCGAAGGAAUGGACGACUGCUCAAGUUGGAAAAUUUAUUCGACAUAUAACAAAUGAUUUUAUUGCACAAGAUUUUGUAAAAAAUGAUAUAGAUGGAGAAGGUUUAUUAUUAUUAUUAACAAAAGACGACUCAUUUUAUGAUAUGAAAAUUGUAUUAGGCCCAUCGAUAAAAAUAUUAAACAAAAUAACAAAUAUACGUAUGCUUGAACAAGUGUAUGCUUAG
This is a messenger RNA of Rotaria socialis, 327 nucleotides long. The record is from the annotation of a GenBank genome assembly. Lineage: Eukaryota; Metazoa; Rotifera; Eurotatoria; Philodinida; Philodinidae.